Cimex lectularius (bed bug) is the source of this 1873-nucleotide messenger RNA. RefSeq lists its product as uncharacterized. Lineage: Eukaryota; Metazoa; Arthropoda; Insecta; Hemiptera; Cimicidae. The record is from RefSeq and is a predicted model, not a curated record. Bases 251 to 1513 code for a protein of 420 amino acids. The transcript has 6 exons.
CGCCCCUUAGAAUCCGUUGAGCCGUUGUACAACUAGCUCUACCCUACGGUCUAGUCUAGUGUCUACAGUUUUUGAAUCAGCCUUCGUUCAUUUAUGAUCAUAGAUUUUAAACGUAUUUAUACAAGAGAAAAACCAACCAAAAAAAGAAAGUACAUCAACUGUGACACAUUUUGUUUAAACGGAACAUUCUAUUUGUGUGGAGCUGAGCGGAAUCGUGAGUUUUCUACCCUGGUUUCCUUUACAAUUUGAAAUGUCUUGGCAGAAGGAAUAUGUCCCUGGAGUUCGAAAGACGACCCUGGGAUCAGGACGAGGCUCCAGCAUGCGCAACAAACCCUUGAACCUCAAUGUAAAAAGUUCUACUUACGACGGUGCAACAAAAUCGAUCCACUCUUCAUACAGCUUCCAAAACCAAGACAGUCAGUCAGAAAAUAAUUUGGGCUUCAGUAGCCUGUCUUUAAAAUCCAAAGGACCUCGGAGGAGUCUUUUGGGAAGGAGGUUUACACAGAAAUUUCCAUCGCUGCUAGACAACAGCAAAGAGGGCGAGGCGGCUUCAUCCAGCAGCUUCAGUUCCAUAAAGCCCCGCUACUUUUCUUCUCCCAAAAAUGAUAGUUCAAGGGAAAUGGUGACUCCGAAAAAGAUGCCAAAGACUCCUUCCCACCCUUUUCCAGAUCUCGACAAUUCCUCAUUUUUUGAAAAUGGUAUCAGUAAGUUUACGACAUGGAGUAUCUUCAAAACUGGAGCUAACAAUCGAGGUUUACAAUCACCACUGGAUAAAAAACCUUUCACGAAAUUACAGUUCAAACCAGUAAUGUCCCAAAGUACAUCUGUUUCACAAAAACCUAAUAAUUACAAUUCACACCAACGUUCUAAUUCUGAGUUGGUUUAUGAUGAUAAAUCUUUAUCUCUUGACAAUUCUCUAGGAACGCUUCCUUUAGAUUUAAUCAAGCAGAAUAACAGUUUUAGUUUUGAACAUAAUAAAGAGAAUCAUAAACUACUUCACUCGGCCAGUAAAGGUAAGAAAUUAAGUGUCGUUAAGGAAGAAGGUGAUAGUGUUAUGACAGAACUACCCAAAACUACUGACAAUAUUCAUUAUGAGCUUUUAAACAAAUGGAACUUGGUAAAGAAAGAAUGUGACACUAUUAGAAAAGAAUACGAUGAGAAGUUGAAAAAAAUGGAAAAUGUGGCUGAAGAAAUAUUAGAAGCUUUAAAAUACAGGUGUUUAAAAAAUAAUUGUACAUCGGAUGUUAUAACAAAAACUUCACCUACCACUCCAAAUGACAGUAUAGACAAAAGUAAUGAGACGAUAAUUGUCACUGAUCCUGUUACACCGUGUGACAGCUUCAGUUUAAUGGAAACUACAUACAGUAACUUCAAGACUUUUUAUUCGUACCUUAAACCACCGCAGAAUAAGGCAAGUGUGAAAAAUUCCAGCAGUAAAAAUUGCUACACACCAAAAUCCCUGUCCAGCAGUCUCAAGCAACAAAUGAAACAAAUCUAUGGAGAAGACAUUUGAAAUGUAAUUAAAUAACACAAAAUGUAAAGUGAUAAGUUGAUAUGUAAUUGACAUAUUAUUAUUGAAAUCCAGUAAAUAAUUAUUAAAUAAACCACUUGAGAAACUCUGGAAAAAGCUAUAACAAAUUAAUUUUAAAUAAUAAUUUUGUUAUGUCAGUUAUCCAUUUUGAACUAUGAAACAAUAAUUUAAUAAUAUAUGCGGAAGUGCCUUUCAAAUAGUGUCAGUUGUUUACAUUAAUAUAUUUUAUGUUUAAAUUCUCACAUUACUGUUAUUGCACUCUUUUUUAAAAAUUUUAUACUAUUUCAGUAAAAUUGUGAUAAUAAUUUUGUCAUCGAUAUUUAGUUUUUAAUUCCCAAAUCU